Messenger RNA from Puccinia graminis f. sp. tritici CRL 75-36-700-3, 429 nucleotides. RefSeq lists its product as uncharacterized. Gene Ontology annotation, cellular component: Lsm1-7-Pat1 complex; P-body. Gene Ontology annotation, biological process: deadenylation-dependent decapping of nuclear-transcribed mRNA. The coding region runs from base 1 to 429 and encodes 142 amino acids. Gene Ontology annotation, molecular function: RNA cap binding. The transcript has 5 exons. NCBI's taxonomy places the organism in Eukaryota, Fungi, Basidiomycota, Pucciniomycetes, Pucciniales, Pucciniaceae. The record is from RefSeq and is a predicted model, not a curated record.
AUGGACAACUUCCUGACUAAUGUCCCAUUCACAACAUCGGGCGCCCUAGUGGACAUAGUCGACAAAAAAAUUCUAGUUUCGUUACGGGAUGGUAAAAAGUUAAUCGGCGUAUUACGGUCGUAUGACCAAUUUGCCAACCUAGUACUACAGGAUACGAUCGAACGAAUCCAUGAUGGGAUAUGUAAAUAUACGGAUAUCUGGAGAGGUAUCUAUCUCGUCAGGGGUGAGAAUGUCGUCCUACUAGGCGAAAUAGACUUGGAUAAGGAGGACGAGAUCAUCAAGCGGUUCGAGUACCAUAGCCUCGAGACCGUCUCUGAACUACAACAGCAGGAGAUCCAGACCAAGGCUGAACGGGUGAAGAAGGAUGAGAAGAUCCUCUUCGAUCGAUUGGGCUUCAGUAAGGAGGGAGAUGAGGACGACCGUUAUUGA